GGUUGAGAAAGAGCAAAAGCAAAGGAAGAGAAAAACAAUGAGGUCCCUAAUGGCCUCUUCUCUCAUCCUUGCAUUGGCAAUGCUUUCUUCCCUAAGCUUGCAAAUCUCCGCUGAUAACUACCUCUAUUCAUCACCCCCACCACCCAAGUCUCCGCCGUACCAUUAUUCCUCCCCUCCUCCGCCGCCUAAGAAGGCACCUUACUACUAUCACUCUCCACCACCACCCCCUAAGAAGCCUUACUACUAUCAUUCUCCACCACCACCGGUGCCUUCACCUCCACCACCCUACUACUACCAUUCUCCACCUCCGCCGGUGUCUUCACCACCACCACCUAAGAAGCCUUACUACUACCAUUCUCCACCUCCUCCACCAAAGAAGCCUUACAAGUACUCAUCACCGCCGCCGCCGCCAUACCAUUACUCAUCUCCUCCACCACCACCAAAGAAACCCUACAAGUACUCAUCACCACCACCACCGCCUUAUAAGUACCCGUCUCCACCUCCACCGGUUCACCCUGCUCCCUACAUUCCUCACCCGGUUUACCACUCUCCUCCACCGCCCUACAAGAAGCCUUACAAGUACUCAUCUCCACCACCACCGCCAUACAAGUAUCAGUCUCCACCACCACCACCACACUACGUUUAUGCAUCUCCUCCCCCUCCUUACCACUAUUAGAUAACUUAGUUUAGCACUCUUGGGUAUGAGGAGAGAAUAUAUAAAUAUGUGAAAAUAAAGAAAGCGAUAGAUGGGGAUUGAAGAGGAAUGAAUGAAUGAAGAACACACAAGAAGAGAAGAAGAUUAUUAUGCAAUUGCAAUGGAAGCAAAGUUUCCGCGUUUUGGCUUUCGCAUAAUAAUAACAAAUAAUAUAAGGCGUUAGUUUUAUUAUAUGUUUCUAUCAUAGGAUUGGGUCAAGUCAUUUUCUAUGCUUUUGUUUAAUUUACGAAUUAUGCUUUGUAUUUUUCUAUUUUGACAGUUGUAAAGCACUGCUGCUUAUUAUAUAUAUAAAAUUAUGGAUGAUGUAUGAUGGUCCAUGCACGCUUUCCUGUUACCCAAUAGUACAAAUGCAUGCAUUGUAGUUUUCAACCUCUGCUGCAUUUUGCAGGGGGUUGAAAAACUAAUUAUAUGUCAAAAUUAAAUAAAAUCUAUUCUUCCA
Messenger RNA from Arachis duranensis, 1154 nucleotides. RefSeq names its product extensin-3. The transcript is spliced from 3 exons. NCBI's taxonomy places the organism in Eukaryota, Viridiplantae, Streptophyta, Magnoliopsida, Fabales, Fabaceae. The coding region runs from base 38 to 676 and encodes 212 amino acids. The record is from RefSeq and is a predicted model, not a curated record.